GAUAUUGAUGAAAAUUGGGAGGACCAAUCAAAAUCUGUGGUGGAAGUCUCCAUCUUUAAACAACAAGACCUGCAGCUCUCCAAGAACAACCAGGAAGAACAAAAAUGGUGACCAAAAUCAGUGACGAGACUGAGAUUCCGGCGCCGGCGGCCAAAGUUUGGGCGCUUUAUGGCACCAUUCACUUUGCUGAUUUCCUCCAACUUCACCUCCCCAAUAUCAUCAAGAACGUCGAGCUCCUUGAAGGCGAUGGCGGCCAAGGAACUCUUGUCCACGUCACUUUUGCUCCCGAUUUAGGGGGUAUGAGAUACAAAGAGAAGUUCGUGAAAAUAGAUAACGAACAGCGUAUAAAAAUAGCGGAGAUGGUGGAAGGAGGGUACCUGGAUCUUGGAUUCACUGUUUACAGGUUUUGUUUUGAGAUAAUUGAGAAGGAUGAAGAGAGUAGCAUUGUGAAAUCAUCGGUGGAAUAUGAGUUGAAGGAAGAAGCUGCUGCAAAUAUUUCAUUAGCCAGUGUUGAACCUUUGAUAGCCAUAGCUCAAGCUGCCAAGAGCUAUUUCCUCAACGCCCAACAGCCCAAGGAUGCAUGAUACCAUUCAUGUUGCCUAUCCAUAAUAUCAUGGGUGUGACUUUGCUGUGUGUUUAAUUUUCAAUAAUGGAGGAUUCCAAACUUGUGAUGAAGCACAAGUUUCUUUUCGUCGAUUGAUCAAAUAAUCUUUUCAUUUGUAAGCGUAUAAUCUUUUAUAGUCUUCAACGCGCCGACGAGCUUAAAGAUGUAUAAUUCGUUGAUGUUUAGUGUGUUUGGAAUAACUUGAAAAUUCUCGA
Cucurbita moschata (crookneck pumpkin) is the source of this 819-nucleotide messenger RNA. Its product is annotated as S-norcoclaurine synthase 2-like. The record is from RefSeq and is a predicted model, not a curated record. The coding region runs from base 105 to 584 and encodes 159 amino acids. Lineage: Eukaryota; Viridiplantae; Streptophyta; Magnoliopsida; Cucurbitales; Cucurbitaceae. Gene Ontology annotation, molecular function: protein phosphatase inhibitor activity; abscisic acid binding; signaling receptor activity. Gene Ontology annotation, cellular component: cytoplasm; nucleus. The transcript has 2 exons. Gene Ontology annotation, biological process: defense response; abscisic acid-activated signaling pathway.